AGAGAGGGAGCAGGUCUGCAGUCUGAAUCUUGGCGUCGCACAGACCCGAGACGACGCUGUCCAAGCGCUGCAUUACUGGGAAUACCUCCAGCAUAUUUAUCUCACUACAAUAAGAUCACUGACUACACUUCGAUGCUGGUCGAGAACUUCUCCAACGAGGCGAUUUUCCUUGGAUCCGGAUAACCUUUGUGGCUCUUCGACGUUUUGUCGUUUCCAUCUCUUCAAUCUCGAUCUCAUGACGAGUUAACAACGUGGAUUAUCGGCCCAGCAAAUGCUGUUAAUAACUGGAGAUAAAUUAGACAGAAGGACAAAUAAGUGCAGCGGGAGAAACUGAAGGAGGAACCUCUUGGGUUUUUGGUGUGCGUCUGGUAACAUCAGUUACAUAUGUGGAGCGGGCGUGGGAUUUUCGUGGUUUUUAUUCUUUUACUCGAGCGGGGUAGAUCGCUGACCACUUGAAUCACGUCUCAGCCCCCCCUUCGGUUCGCCUCCCCUCUUCUUCAUCCCUUUAGGUGUAAAAAUCUAUCUUCUCAGACUGAGACUCUGAACCCCUCGGUCCCCGCAUGACAUGGUUCAGUCCAGCUGCGAGAUCCGAGCCUCCUCCAUGCAUUGGGAUUUUUCUCAGCGCCGAGACCGAGUGAAUCUCCCUUUUCUGACCAUCUGAGAACUCAUCGUGCCUGCAAGACCAGAGGAGAGAGAGAGAGAGAGAGAGAGGAGAAAAAAAAAAGCCCCUGCCAUGACCGCCUCUUCAAAUCGGAACGGAGCAACGGGACUUGCGAGGAGACAGGAAUACGCAUGCAGAAAAGGGGACGGAAUACGGAUUUUUGCUCUAAUGAAGGCGGGAGUGCAGGCGCACCACUGGAGCCGGGUGCUGAUCUUGUAUAUGGGGCUUCUGGCCGCCUCGGUGAAGGCUCAGAACUGCAGUUACACACUUCACAGUCCCAAUGGGACGAUAGAAAGCCCCGGAUACCCGUACGGCUAUCCUAACUAUGCCAACUGCACGUGGGUCAUCGUGGCAGCAGAGCACAACCGGAUACAGCUGGUGUUUCAAGGCUUCGCCCUCGAGGAGGACUUUGACAUCUUAUCUGUAUACGACGGGCCGCCCAGUCCAGGAAACCUGCGGACACGGUUAACUGGGUUCCAGCUGCCUUCACCCAUUGUGAGUACAGGCUCCAGGCUCACACUGUGGCUCCUGUCUGACUAUGCGGUCAGCGGGCAGGGAUUUAAAGCCGUCUAUGAAGCUCUGCCCAGCUACACUUGUGGUAAUCCUGGGCAGCUCCACAAUGGCCACCAGCAGGGGUCCACCUUCAACAUCGGGGACAAAAUCCGCUACAGUUGCAGCCCAGGCUUUGUGCUGGAGGGUCACACCACGCUGUCCUGCCUCGCCACUUCAGCUGGUACUGCCGCCUGGGAUUUUCCCCUCCCCUACUGCAGAGCGGAUGAUGGAUGUGGAGGGACGCUGCGGGGCCAGAGCGGGGUGAUCACCUCUCCCAAUUACCCCGCCGAGUAUAACAACUACGCUGAUUGCACCUGGACUGUGCUGGCAGAGCCGGGAGACACCAUCGCCCUGGUUUUCUCCGACUUCCAACUGGAGGAUGACUAUGACCUGCUGGAGGUCAGCGGCACUGAAGGCUCCUCGCAGUGGUUUACUGGCCCCAAUCUUCCCUCGCCGAUCAUUAGCAGCAAGAACUGGCUGCGGCUGCACUUCACCUCGGACGGGAACCACAAGUUGAGAGGCUUCAGCGCCCAGUACCAAGUGAAGAAGAUGACUGAACUGAAGUCCCGAGGUGUAAAAAUGCUGCCAAGCAAAGACAACCACCACAAGAUUUCAGUGUUGUCUCAGAUGGGUGUCGCACAGGGCCACAACAUGUGUCCAGAUCCAGGGAUCCCGGAUCGAGGGAAAAGAAAAGGCUCUGACUUCAGACGCGGAGCCACGGUGCAUUUCUCCUGCGAUGAGGGUUAUGAACUCCAGGGCUCAAAGAGCAUCAGCUGUCUCAGAGUGACAGACAGCUACGUGGGCUGGAGUGAUGAUCGGCCCAUCUGCAGAGCACCGAUGUGUGGCGGUCAGCUGAGAGGACCCAACGGCGUCAUCACGUCUCCAAACUACCCGGUCCAGUACGACAACAACGCUAACUGCACUUGGGUCAUCACGGCGACAGACAUUUCAAAGGUGAUCAAGCUGACAUUUGAGGAUUUUGACCUGGAGCGGGGCUACGACACCCUGACGGUGGGAGACGGCGAGGUGGUCGGGGAUCAGAAGACCAUCUUCCACGUUUUGUCCGGCACCACAACCCCGGACCUCGUGGUGAGCACCAGUCACCAAAUGUGGCUCAACUUCAAAACGGACGACACCAGCGGCUCCCUGGGCUUCAAGGUGUCAUAUGAAGAAAUUGACCAAGGCAGUUGUGGAGACCCUGGGAUUCCUGCUUACGGUAAACGCGAGGGGACAGGUUUUCGCCACGGGGACAGGCUGUACUUUGAGUGUCUGCCGGCCUUUGAACUGGUGGGGAAGAAGAACAUCACCUGCCAGAAGAACAACCAGUGGUCGGCCAAGAAGCCCAGCUGCGUUUUUUCCUGUUUCUUCAACUUUACUACUCCAUCCGGGGUGCUGCUGUCUCCCAACUACCCUCAGGAGUAUGGAAACAAUAUGCACUGCGUGUGGCUCAUCAUCUCCAACCCUGAGAGCAGAAUCAAUCUGGCCUUCAACGACCUCAGCAUGGAGAAGCAGUUUGACUUCCUCUCCAUCAAAGACGGGGGAAAGGCUGAAUCUCCCAUCCUGGGUACUUUCUCCGGUGACGUCCUUCCUCCGCCGAUAACGACAAGCGCCCACGUGGCCCGGCUGGAGUUCCUCACUGACCACACCUACACGGACAGAGGCUUUAACAUCACCUUUACAACUUUUCGCCACAAUGAGUGCCCGGACCCCGGCGUGCCAGUCAACGGGAAGCGCUUCGGAGAGAGCCUUCAGCUAGGCAGUUCCAUCUCCUUCCUGUGCGAGGAGGGCUUCGUGAAGACCCACGGCUCACAAACCAUCUCCUGCAUCCUCAAGGAUGGGAAUGUGGUGUGGGACAACGCCGUCCCUCGAUGUGAAGCCCCGUGUGGGGGGGAUCUGAAGGCUUCCAGUGGGAUCAUCCUCUCCCCCGGCUGGCCAGAGCUAUAUAAAGAGGCCCUUAACUGUGAAUGGAUCAUUGAGGCUCCUCCAGGCUACCCCAUCAAGAUCAUCUUCGACAAAUUUCGCACUGAGGUCAACUAUGACGUCCUGGAGGUGCGCGACGGACGGUUUCCCUCCUCGCCACUGAUCGGGAGCUACCAGGGCACCCAGGUGCCCCAGUUCCUCAUCAGCACCUCCAGCUUCCUGUAUCUCCUCUUCUCCACGGACAAGAGCCACUCUGACAUCGGCUUCCGUAUUCGCUACGAGACUCUGCAGUUGCAGUCCGAUCACUGCGUGGAUCCGGGCAUUCCUGUGAACGGCCAGCGGCACGGCAAUGACUUCUACGUGGGCGCUCUGGUGACAUUCAGCUGCGAGGCGGGGUACACGCUCAGCGACGGCGAGCCUCUCGAAUGCGAACCCAAUUUUCAGUGGAGUCGCCCCCUGCCUAGCUGCGAUGCGCUGUGCGGAGGUUACAUCCAGGGCAACGUCGGCACCAUCCUGUCUCCCGGCUUCCCGGACUUCUACCCGCACAACCUAAACUGCACAUGGAUAAUCGAGACCUCCCAUGGCAAAGGCGUCCAGUUCACCUUCCACACCUUCCACCUGGAGAGUCCUCACGAUCACCUGCUAGUGACAGAGAACAGCAGCUUCUCGCAGCCGCUCUGGAGACUGACGGGAUCCACGCUGCCGCCGCCUCUCAGCGCCGGCCUGUUUGGGAACUACACCGCGCAGAUCCGCUUUCUCUCUGACUUUUCCGUGUCCUACGAGGGCUUCAACAUCACUUUCUCCGAGUAUGAUUUGGAGCCAUGCGAGGAUCCAGGAAUCCCACCUUACAGCACCAGGAAAGGCCUGCAGUACGGCGUCGGCGACGCCCUCAUCUUUUCCUGUUUCCCGGGUUACCGGCUGGAGGGUCCGGCGAGGGUGGUGUGCUUAGGGGGCAGGAGGCGGGUGUGGAGCUCCCCUCUGCCAAGGUGUGUUGCUGAAUGCGGCUCAUCCGUGACUGGCAUGCAAGGGGUGCUGCUCUCGCCCAACUACCCCGGUUACUACGGCAACAACCACGAAUGCAUCUACUCCAUCCAGACGCAGCCCGGCAAAGGCAUUCAGCUGCGAGCGCGGGACUUUCGGCUGGAGGAGGACGACAUAGUCAAAGUCUUUGAUGGCAGCAGCAAUAAGGCUCGUCUGCUGGGGGUGUUUACAGGCAACGAGAUGCUAGACACAACCCUGAACUCCACCUCCAGCUCCAUGUGGCUAGAGUUCAUCAGCAAUGCGGAUAACACCAGCAAAGGCUUUGAACUGCACUUCACAAGUUUCGAGCUGGUGAAAUGUGAGGAUCCAGGUGUGCCGCAGUUUGGCUACAAGCGAGAGGACAAAGGGCAUUUUGCGGGGAGCACCGUGUCGUACAGCUGUGACCCCGGCUACACGCUCAAAGGACCCGAGGUGCUGACGUGCCUCAGGGGGGAGAGGAGGGCGUGGGACAGCCCCCUUCCACUCUGUGUGGCCGAGUGUGGCGGCACCAUCAAGGAGGAGCCCUCCGGUCGGAUCCUGUCUCCGGGCUACCCGGCGCCAUACGAGCACAACCUGCACUGCAUGUGGACCAUCGAGGCGGCGCCUGGAAGCACGAUUAGCCUGCAUUUCCUGGUCUUCCACACGGAGGAGGUCCACGACGUGCUCCGGAUCUGGGAUGGGCCUCAGGACGGAGGGGUUCUGCUGAGGGAGCUGAGCGGCUCGGUGCUGCCCCCCGACGCCCACAGCACCUUCAACACCGUCAGCCUGCAGUUCACCACGGACUUCUUCACCAGCAAGCAGGGCUUCGCUCUGCAGUUCUCCGUCUCCACUGCGACGUCCUGCAACGACCCAGGCAUGCCGACUAAUGGCACCCGGGGCGGCGACAGCAGGGAGCCGGGGGACCAUGUGGUGUUCCAGUGUGAUCCCGGCUACAUCCUGCAGGGCGCCAACAGGAUCACCUGCACAGAAAUCAACGGGCGCUUCUUCUGGCAGCCCGACCCUCCGACAUGCACAGCUCCAUGUGGAGGGAACCUGACGGGACCGAGCGGGCUCAUUCUAUCUCCAGACUACCCUGAACCGUACCCUCAUGGAAGGGAGUGCGACUGGACGGUUGCGGUCACACAGGACUACGUCAUCUCUCUGAGCUUUAACCAGUUCAGCUUGGAGCCCAGUUAUGACUUCCUCCAUAUCUACGAUGGUCCAGACUCCCUCAGCCCCCUGCUGGGGAGUUUUUACGGCACCGAUGUUCCCGAUCGAAUCGAGAGCAGCUCCAACACGCUCUUCUUGGCUUUCCGUAGCGACGCCUCCCUCAGCAGCAAUGGAUUCGUGCUGCAGUACACAGAGAACCCCCGGGAGUCCUGCUUCGAGCCCGGCUCGCUGCGCAACGGGACGCGGGCGGGCACCGAUCUCAAGCUGGGCUCCACCGUCACCUACCACUGCGACAGCGGCUACACGCUGGAGGGAGACCCGACGCUCACAUGCAUCAUGGGGGGAGACGGCAAGCCGAGCUGGAACAAGCCCAAACCCAUCUGCAUUGCGCCGUGCGGUGGGCAGUACUCUGGGCUAGAGGGAGUGGUCUUGUCUCCCGGAUACCCUGGAAACUACAGCAGUGCUCGGACCUGUUUGUACUCUGUAGUUGUGCCUAAAGAUUACGUGGUCUUCAGUCAAUUCGCCUUCUUCCAGACAGCUCUGAACGACAUUGUGGAGGUUUAUGAUGGAGCAACACAACACUCCCGAGUCCUCAGCUCAUUGUCUGGAGCACACACAGGCGAGUCCUUGCCAUUAGCAACCUCCAACCAAAUCCUGAUCCGCUUUACCUCCAAAGGCCAGUCCAGCUCCAGAGGAUUCCAUCUGGUCUACCAGGCUGUCCCACGGACCAGUGCCACCCAGUGCAGCUCGGUCCCCGAGCCCCGCAACGGCCGCCGCAUGGGUAACAACUUCGCGGUGGGCGCAGUGGUCCGCUUCGAGUGCAGCCCAGGCUAUGUGCUCGAGGGACCGAGUGCCAUCGAAUGUUUAACAGUUCCCAACGCCCUGGCACAGUGGAACAGCUCCAUACCCAGCUGCAUAGUUCCGUGUGGAGGUAAUCUGACUCAUCGAACUGGCACCAUCCUUUCUCCUGGAUUCCCCGAGCCUUACCUGAACAGCCUCAACUGUGUGUGGAAGAUCACCGUUCCUGAGGGAUCAGGGAUCCAGAUCCAGGUAAUCAGCUUUGUCACAGAACAGAACUGGGACUCGCUGGAGGUAUUCGAUGGAGGAGACAACACAGACACCAUGCUUGGCAGCUUCUCAGGCACAACAGUCCCGGCUCUGCUCAACAGCACCUCCAACCAGCUCUACCUCCACUUUUUCUCAGACAUUAGCGUGUCAGCUGCCGGGUUCAGACUGGAGUAUAAAACCGUUUCUCUAACUAACUGUCCAGAGCCUGUUGUUCCCAUGAACGGCAUCAAGGUCGGGGAGCGACUGCAGAUGAACAACGUGGUGUCUUUCCACUGCGAGCCUGGAUACACACUACAGGGGAACUCGCACAUCACCUGCAUGCCAGGAACUGUCAGGAGAUGGAACUACCCUCCUCCUCUCUGCAUAGCUCAAUGUGGAGGAAUCCGGGAGGAGAUGGAGGGCAUGAUUCUCAGUCCCGGUUUCCCUGGCAACUACCCUAGCAACAGCGACUGCACCUGGAGAAUCUACCUGCCAGUCGGUUACGGAGCCCACAUACAGUUCCUGAACUUCUCCACCGAAGCCAACCACGAUUUCCUCGAGAUACGCAACGGACCCCUGGAAACGAGCGCUGUGAUCGGCAGAUUCAGCGGCCAGGACGUUCCCUCCUCCCUUCUCACCACCUCCCACGAGACCACCGUAUACUUCCACAGCGACCACUCGCAGAACAAGCCAGGUUUCCGGUUUGAGUACCAAGCCUAUGAACUGCAGGAGUGUCCGGACCCAGAGCCCUUCCGAUACGGCGUGGUCGUCGGUGCUGGCUUCAAUGUCGGCCAGUCCAUCUCCUUCGAGUGUCUCCCCGGUUAUCAGCUGAUGGGACACUCCAUCCUCACCUGCGAGCACGGCACCACCCGCAACUGGGACCACCCUUUCCCUCGCUGCGAAGUGCCCUGUGGUGGAAACAUCACGUCAGAGAAUGGGACCAUCUUCUCUCCGGGUUACCCAGAGGAGUACCCCAGCUCGGCUGACUGCUCCUGGCUGAUUACCGUGGCUCCUGGCUUCGGCAUCAAGCUCAAUUUCACCCUGCUUCAGGUUCACGGGCCGCACGACUUCAUCACCGUAUGGGACGGUCCUCAAGAGACGGCCAGGAAACUGGGUGUGUUCACCGAUGGCGAGCCCAAUGAUCCCCCCAGCAGUACGUCCAAUCAAGUGCUGAUACGCUUCCGUAGCAACACCGAGAAGGGUGGAUUGUUCCGCAUCAACUAUCAAGCUUACAGACUGCAGCACUGCCUGCCACCAUCCAUCAUCCCAAACGCUGAGAUCCUGAUGGCAAGCAAAGAAUUCAAAAUCGGUGAUAUAGUGCGCUACAGAUGUCUACCGGGCUACCAGUUAAGCGGAAACAGCAUCCUGACUUGCCGAUUGGGAACCCACUUGGAGUUUGAGGGGCCUCCACCUUCAUGUGAUGUGACCUGCCCCAUGAAUGAGGUCCUAACAGCUUCAACCGGGGUCAUCAUGAGCCAGUCACCAGGAAGCGGGUUCCCACACUUUGAGUCGUGCUCCUGGGUGGUCAAAGUCGAGCCCGGCUACAACAUCACCUUCACCAUUGAGCACUUUCAAACCAGUCGGCAGUUUGAUGAGCUGGAAAUAUUCGAUGGCCCCUCCAGACAGAGCCCCCUCCUGAUCACCCUCAGUGGUAACUAUUCCAGUCCCCUGAGCAUCACCAGCUCCAGCAACAAAGUCUACUUGCACUGGUCCUUUGAUCACACCACCAGCCACAAAGGUUUCCGCAUACGCUAUUCAGCGGCUUACUGCAGCCCUCCAAACAACCCUGUGAACGGCACCGUGCACAGUCUGACAGGCACUAAGGUGGGCAGCACCUUACGCUUUAGCUGCGAUCAGGGCUUCCGGCUCAUCGGACAGACCAGCGCCACCUGCACCCGGACUGCAGUCGGGGUCUACCAGUGGAACGCCCCCGUGCCCCUCUGCCAAGUCAUGUCCUGCGGGAUGCCGGUGCCUCCUGUUAACGGCAGCAUCGUUGGCCAGGACUUCUCUCUCGGAGCCAGGGCCACGUACCAGUGUAAUCCCGGAUUUCGACUUUCGGGGCCCAUCACCACGUCGAUGGUUUGUCUUGAAUCCGGGAGGUGGAGCCCCAUCGAGGCCCCGCCUAGAUGUGUCCCCGUCACCUGCCCAGACAUCAGCCACUCCGCAGUGGAGCACGGGAGAUGGAGACUCAUCUACGGGACUCAAAACCAAUAUGAUGCAAUAAUGAUGCUCAUAUGUGACCCAGGAUAUUACUACAGGGGACAAAGAGUGAUCCGCUGUCAGGCCAACAGCACGUGGAACUAUCCAAAUCCCCGCCCCGCCUGUGAAAUCAUCUCCUGCGGGGACCUUGGGACUCCGCCAAACGGCAACAAGAUUGGAACACUGACGGUGUACGGCGCCACGGCCAUUUUCUCCUGUAACACAGGAUAUACUUUAGUGGGCUCCAGGGUACGGGAGUGUAUGUCCAACGGGCUUUGGAGUGGAACGCAGGUCCAGUGUCUUGGUGGCCAUUGCGGCACACCCGAGCCGAUAGUUAAUGGCCAGAUUAUUGGGGAGAAUUACAACUAUCGAGGCAGUGUUGUGUACCAGUGUAAUCCAGGAUUUCGUCUGAUCGGCGUUUCAGUACGGAUCUGUGAGCAGGAUCACCGCUGGUCGGGACGAACCCCUGUCUGUGUCCCCAUCACGUGUGGUCACCCUGGAAACCCCACUUUUGGUGUGACGCAAGGAACCCAGUUCAACCUGAAUGACGUCGUUCGCUUUGUCUGCAACACUGGAUAUGUGCUGCAAGGAGCUGUGAAGUCCGCAUGCCAGGCGAACGGGCAGUGGAGCAACGCCCUGCCCAGGUGUAAAAUUGUGAACUGCACGGAGCCGGGCCAUGUAGACAACAGCAUCAGGCAGGUGCUGCCCAGCGGUCCACACCGCUACAGCUUCCAGACCACCGUGUCUUACCGCUGCAGCCCGGGGUACUACCUGCUGGGCACCAGCUCCAUCUCCUGUCAGGGAGAUGGCACCUGGGACCGCUCCUUACCGAAAUGCCUCUUGGUGCUGUGUGACCGCCCCAGCAUGCCUCCCUACGCCCAGAUUUCCGGCGACCGUCGAACAGUCGGCUCCGUCAUCCGCUACAGCUGCAUCGGCCAGCGCAGCAUCAUCGGGAACACGACGAGAAUGUGUCAGCUGGACGGGCAAUGGAGCGGCUCACCGCCACACUGCUCCGGGGACUCUGCAGGGCUGUGUGGAGAUCCGGGCGUUCCCGUGCACGGUAUCCGCCUCGGAGAAGAGUUCACCGUGGGCAGCGUUGUCCGUUUCAGCUGCGAGCCUGGCUAUGUGCUCAAAGGUUCACCGGAGAGAACGUGCCUGGCUAACGGGACCUGGCUGGGCACACAGCCUGAGUGUCAUGUAAUAUCCUGUGGGAAUCCAGGAACUCCAAGAAAUGCCCAGAUCCUCAUUCACGACGGCCUUACCUUCUCCAGAUCCAUCACUUACUCCUGCAGGGAGGGUUACUACUCCACUGGACUGCUCACCCGACACUGCACCGUGAACGGCACCUGGACCGGCAACAUGCCCGAGUGCUCAGUAAUUAACUGCGGCGAUCCGGGGGUGCCCGCAAAUGGGGUGAGGUUUGGAAACGACUUCACGUACAAUCACACCGUCAGUUUCCAGUGCUCUCCGGGUUUCACCAUGGACGCCGACCGGGCGUCCUCGCUCAUCUGCACCAAGGACCGCACCUGGAACGGCACCAAGCCUCUCUGUAAAGCGAUCGUUUGUGGUCCACCGCCCAACAUCCCUAAUGGACAGGUCGUCGGUACAGAUUUCACCUGGGGCUCGAGUAUUAGCUACUCAUGCAACCAAGGCUACCAGCUGUCCCUGCCCACGGUCUUGACAUGUCAGGGCAACGGCAACUGGAGUGGAGAGAAGCCGCAGUGUUUCCCGGUGUUCUGUGGAGAUCCGGGAAUGCCCUCUCAGGGCAGGAGGGAGGACCGAGGCUUCACGUACCUCUCCUCAGUCUCCUUCUCCUGCUACCCGCCUCUCGUCCUGGUUGGCUCACCGAGGCGAUACUGUCAGUACGACGGCACCUGGAGCGGCACGCAGCCCUCAUGCAUAGACCCCAGUCACACUGCCUGUGGAGACCCCGGCACUCCACUCUUUGGAAAUCAGAACAACAGUCAAGGUUACCAGAUCAGCAGCACUGUGUUCUUCAGCUGCAGAAAGGGCUACUUACUGCAGGGCUCUAUUUCCCGCACAUGUCUGCCCAACCUCACCUGGAGUGGAUUUCAACCUGAGUGCAUUGCUCACCACUGCAGCCAGCCAGAGCUGCCAGCCCAGUCCGACGUGAGGGCCAUUGAGCUGCCAUCACUUGGCUACACGCUGAUCUAUACGUGUCAGCCGGGCUUCUACUUGGCCGGAGGAUCAGAGCACCGGACCUGCAGGUCCGACGGCAGCUGGUCAGGAAAACCGCCACUCUGUGCAGCUGAUAACCGGCCGAGCGGUAAAAGCCCAGUGGGGACGGUGCAGGAGCCACCCUCCAAACUACCAGUCCCUGGUGGCGUGUUCGCCAAGAACUCCCUGUGGAGGGGCUCCUAUGAGUACCUGGGAAAGAAACAGCCAGCCAUGCUGAGCAUCACUGCCUUUGAUCCCUUGAGCAACCGGGUGAACGGGACGCUCAUCGACCACAGUGGAGUGGAGCUCAAGCUUGCAGGCACCUAUAAGAGAGAGGAAGCCCAGCUGCUGCUCCAGGUUCACCAGAUAAGAGGCCCCGUGGAGAUCUUUGUCAACAAGUUCAAAAUAGACAACUGGGCCUUGGAUGGACAUGUGUCCUACAUCUCUUCAUCCAACUCCUUUGUGUACCAGGGAUUUGUCAGAGGAAAAGGCUUUGGCCAAUUUGGUCUCCAGAGACUGGAGAGUUUAGAUCCCAGCAGAGACAACCCCGGCUACAACUUUGCUUCCAACAGCAGUUCAGUGGCGGCAGCCAUCCUAGUGCCUUUUAUAGCCAUGAUCAUUGCAGGCUUCGCUCUGUACCUCUACAAACACAGAAGAAGACCCAAAGUCCCCUUCAACGGUUACGUGGGCCACGAGAACACCAACGGCCGAGCCACGUUCGAGAACCCGAUGUACGACCGCAACAUCCAGCCCACCGACAUCAUCGCCAACGAGACGGAGUUCACAGUCAGCACAGUGUGCACAGCCGUAUAGCAGCCGCUUCCUCCAGAGUUAGGAGAGGAGAGUCGCUCGGCGUCCCCGCCCGCCUGCCAGCAGAGGACAUCCAUACGUCCUUCCAGCAGAGGGCAAGACAAAGAUUAUUUUAUUCCCUGAAAUACCUUCAAGAAACAUCUCCAGUGGCGAACACCCCCCGACGGGAGA
Salarias fasciatus (jewelled blenny) is the source of this 11707-nucleotide messenger RNA. RefSeq names its product CUB and sushi domain-containing protein 1-like. The record is from RefSeq and is a predicted model, not a curated record. Lineage: Eukaryota; Metazoa; Chordata; Actinopteri; Blenniiformes; Blenniidae. The coding region runs from base 734 to 11539 and encodes 3601 amino acids. The transcript has 72 exons.